AUGAAACUCGUCAACGAGAUUGUGUCGAGAACGGGGAAGAACAUAACGAAGCCGCAAAAGGCGCUGACGAGCAUCGUGCGCCGCGUAGUGGCCGCAGUGGACGUGCUUAAAAAGGCCGGGCUGUUCCGAGGCGGCGCGGAGGUGCAACCGAAAAAGUCCGAGCUCAACGCGACGGCGGACAUGGCGGCUUUCCGCGCGAUACAAGCACAGGAGAUAAAGGAGCCGGAGUCGUGCAACGGGUGGAUCUGCAUCGACAUCAGCAUCACGGGGAUCAUCCUCGCGCUGAAAGGGUUCGUCACGGGGUUCGUCCAGAUUGCCGCGUUUCUUGGCGCCGCGUUCGAGGCGUUUUGCGUUGCCCUAUGCUCCUUUCAACCCGACCAAGCACCUUACCUUAUCUAA
Molecule: messenger RNA, 399 nt
Organism: Closterium sp. Naga37s-1
Lineage: Eukaryota; Viridiplantae; Streptophyta; Zygnematophyceae; Desmidiales; Closteriaceae
Source: the annotation of a GenBank genome assembly